GCUGCAUUCAACAGGAAAAAUAACUCGAGUCUCUGGAGCUGAAACAUAUUCCGUAUAAACCCACAUCGAUGAAAUAAUGUCGUGCGAAAUGCCAUUUUGUCAGAACAGCAGACUGAUUGAGGAGUUUAUUCAAAUAUGGUUAAACGUCUAAGAAGCCUUCUUUUUUACCGUUAAACUACCGUGAGCUUUUGAAAGGAGGUUGGAAACUUAUGUUCCACUGCAACAUUGAUUCCUCGCGAUUAAUCGUUGUCUAAUGACUAUGGCUUUAUUAUUCGCGUCACACAGAAGCGUGUUUUCUUUGAGGGCUGACCAGGAUGAGUAACACGACAUCGAUCGUGCGUUGAGUCAUUUGACAAAUCCAUAUUUGAUUCUGGGUGGAGAGAGAGAGGGAGAGAGAAGGAGAGGGAGAGCGAAAGAGAGAGGAGGAGACUCGCAGGCUGUCUUCUCGUCUCUUGUGAGGAUUUUUUUGCAAGACCAAAAGACGUAUUAUCGCCUAAGCUUUCUUUCUUUCUCUCAAAUGUAAUAAGGAGAACCUGCUCCGAGCGAAAAGCCUCAGCGAAGUCCUCGACGGGAGGAUUACAGAUAUCUCACCUGACAUCGAUUUUCAGCAACGUUUUUCCCUGACCGUUAUACGCAACGCGUUAUUCAGAAAGAAAACUUUUUGCCGCCUUUAUUUCUUUUAAAAAAAUACAUCGGUUACAACUCAGCCGAGAUGGUUUUACAGUGGCGUUAUGACAUCAGCGUGGAUUGGACGCUUUUUAGUCGAAUAUCGCUGCACUUUAAUCCGUUUUUCGUGGAAGUGUGUCUGAUUUAAGGACUAAUCAUUAUUGAAAGGUACUGUAUGCAGUUCAGUUGGGUUUCCUGUCUUUUUCUUUGUUAAAAGAAAUAAUGCAGAAUAUCUAAGCAACAAGCGUCGCCAUACGAUGCGCACUUUCCCAAGGAAUAACGCAUCCUUCUUGCGCGGUGUUUUUGGAGAAAACCUCAACGUGUUCCCGCAUCAAUCUUACUUUGAUAAGGUCUAUGGCCGUUAUUAAGAUCAAAUCUGUUUUUGUUUACCUGUAAAUACUGUGAAAAGUGCCUUUUUUCCUGUUUCCUAACGACAAGGAGAACAUGGCUUGCUUUCCAUGGCGGGUAUUUUGGAUAAUUCAAGCGCUCGUGGAUGUGACACUUUCGCAGGAAAUCUACGCUCCUCAUUCAAUCAGAAUUGAGGGAGAUUUGACCCUGGGUGGGCUUUUCCCGGUCCAUGCCCGCGGGGUCUCCGGGGAACCGUGUGGAGAUAUCAAGAAGGAGAACGGGAUACACCGGUUGGAGGCGAUGCUUUACGCCUUGGACCAAAUCAACAGUGACGACGAGCUUUUGCCCAACAUCACUUUAGGGGCUCGGGUUUUAGACACAUGUUCGCGAGACACGUACGCUUUGGAGCAGUCGCUUACUUUUGUGCAAGCUCUCAUACAGAAAGACACGUCGGAUGUGAGGUGUACGAACGGCGAGCCCCCGGUGUUUGUCAAACCCGAAAAGGUGAUUGGAGUCAUAGGGGCUUCGGCGAGUUCAGUGUCCAUCAUGGUCGCUAAUAUACUGCGACUGUUCCAGAUCCCGCAGAUCAGCUACGCCUCCACCGCUCCAGAACUGAGCGAUGACCGCCGGUACGAUUUCUUCUCUCGCGUCGUACCUCCCGACUCCUUCCAGGCCCAGGCCAUGGUGGAUAUAGUGAAAUCGAUGGGAUGGAACUACGUGUCUACGGUUGCCUCGGAGGGAAGCUACGGCGAGAAAGGAGUCGAGGCCUUCAUGCAGAUUUCCAGAGAAGCGGGACCCAUCGCCAGUGCCAGAGCAAACAGGGUAAUGACCGUGGCAACACUGAACAGUGAACUGAAACAGUAA
This is a messenger RNA of Pimephales promelas (fathead minnow), 1878 nucleotides long. NCBI's taxonomy places the organism in Eukaryota, Metazoa, Chordata, Actinopteri, Cypriniformes, Leuciscidae. The record is from RefSeq and is a predicted model, not a curated record.